AUGGAUUCGGUCGCCAAUGAACCGGUAGAGACUCAGAGUCUAGAUGGCGAGUCGCGAAAAUGGGGUCUGCAACCGCUUAUACGCCAUGCGGAGCGUUCUCACAGCCGGAUGCCGGGAAUUAGAAGGAUCCCACUUCGGGCAAUUGGCAUAAUCCUGUUCAUCGCGUUCCUGAAUGUGGUUGUGUGGAUUGCUGCUGCAAUCGUGCUGCACUACCAUCCGUCAUUGGUGUCUACCGCUGUUCUAGCCUUCACACUUGGCCUGAGACAUGCUUUCGAUGCAGAUCACAUAUCUGCAAUUGAUCUAAUGACCCGACGCCUACUCGCCACUGGGCAGAGACCUGUUACAGUGGGGACUUUUUUCUCGCUGGGUCAUUCGACAAUCGUUAUAAUUACGUCUAUUGUUGUGGCAGCCACGGCAGCUGCAGUGUCAUCGAAAUUUGAUAGCUUCAGCACUAUCGGCGGAAUCAUUGGCAGCUCUGUCAGUGCCGCGUUCUUGAUUCUGCUUGGCUUGAUGAAUGGGUACAUAUUGUACAAACUCAUCAAACAGAUGCAAAAGGUCUUCAGCUUGCCAGCGGGCCAUGAAGAUGAAGCAUGGAAGAUUGAGGGAGGUGGAAUCCUCUUCUCAAUUUUGAAGAAAAUGUUCAAAUUGAUUGACCGGCCCUGGAAGAUGUAUCCACUGGGAAUCCUUUUCGGACUUGGUUUUGAUACCUCGUCUGAAAUUGCGUUACUCGGUAUCUCGUCGAUUGAAGCAGCAAAGGGAACUUCCUUCUGGGUGAUUCUUAUUCUCCCGGCUCUAUUCACCGCGGGAAUGUGUUUGCUGGACACAACAGACGGAGCCCUCAUGUUCUCGCUCUACAUCCAACCCUCCGCCAACUUCCUGCCACCAAAGCCCCAUAAUAGCACGUCAGAUGCAACCUCUACCACUAGUGACGGCGAGGAACUACCGCAAUCGCACGACAACCACCGCGACCCCAUCGCAUUCCUCUAUUAUUCAAUUGUCCUAACUUCAUUGACUGUCAUCGUGGCCAUCGUAAUUGGAGUCAUUCAACUUCUCACAAUGAUUUUGAACGUGACACAUGCCAAAGGCAAGUUCUGGGAUGGUGUCCAAACAGCAGGGGACUAUUACGAUGUCAUUGGUGGGUCUAUUUGUGGCUGUUUUAUUAUAUUCGGCGGUUUCAGUGUUCUGAUCUAUAAACCAUGGCGACGAUGGAUGACUCGGCGACACGGUCGGAGUGCGGUUACUGAUGAAGAAGGGUAUCGGGACAGUGCUCCUGGUGGUGGGGAGCAGGACUGUGAGAUUUUUGAUGGUCCAAUGGAAGGAGAACGGCAAUGCCCAACUGAAUCUGUUGGUAAAGGGCGUUUGUCUCAGGUUGCAGUGAAGUCGACUGGUGAGCCGCGACUCGAGGAAGAGAUCGUCUAG
This is a messenger RNA of Penicillium riverlandense, 1419 nucleotides long. Its product is annotated as HoxN/HupN/NixA family nickel/cobalt transporter. Gene Ontology annotation, cellular component: plasma membrane. Gene Ontology annotation, biological process: nickel cation transmembrane transport. Bases 1 to 1419 code for a protein of 472 amino acids. The transcript has 7 exons. Lineage: Eukaryota; Fungi; Ascomycota; Eurotiomycetes; Eurotiales; Aspergillaceae. Gene Ontology annotation, molecular function: nickel cation transmembrane transporter activity. The record is from RefSeq and is a predicted model, not a curated record.